AUGUCUGGCCCUGCUGGCAAUCCUUACUCGCACGCUAUUCCCGCUGCCGACUCAUUCCAGCUUCUGCCCGAGUCGCAGAAGACUGGCGAAGCUGAGGAUGCCUUGUACGAAGCACAGAUCAAGGAAGUCGAGGCUUGGUGGUCUUCUCCUCGAUAUGCCGGCAUCAAGCGACCUUAUAGUGCUGCCGAUGUUGUCACCAAGCGAGGCACGCAGAAGGUCUCAUACCCUAGCUCCGUCAUGGCUGCUAAGCUCUUCAAUCUGAUCCAGGAGCGUCAGGCAAAGGGCGAACCUAUUCACACAAUGGGUGCCAUUGAUCCUAUCCAGAUGACGCAGCAAGCUCCUCACCAGGAAGUCCUCUACAUCUCCGGCUGGGCUUGCUCCUCGCUGCUUACCACCACCAACGAAGUUUCCCCCGAUUUUGGCGAUUACCCGUAUAACACGGUCCCGAACCAGGUUCAGCGUCUGGCCAAGGCGCAGAACAUGCACGAUCGUAAGCAGUGGGAUGCUCGUCGCAAGAUGACUGCUGAAGAGCGAACCAAGACUCCAUAUGUUGAUUACCUCCGUCCCAUUAUUGCCGAUGGUGACACCGGUCAUGGAGGUCUUUCUGCCGUUUUGAAGCUUGCGAAGCUUUUUGCUGAGAAUGGUGCCGCCGCAGUGCAUUUCGAGGAUCAGCUCCACGGUGGCAAGAAGUGCGGCCACCUUGCUGGCAAAGUCAUCGUGCCCAUUGGUGAGCACAUCAACCGACUGAACGCUGCCCGAUUCCAGUGGGAUGUCAUGGGCUGCGAAAACUUGGUAAUUGCCCGAACGGACUCUGAAUCUGGCAAACUUCUGUCGUCCGCCAUUGAUGUUCGCGACCACGAGUUUAUCCUCGGUGUUGCUGACCCAUCGAUUGAGCCUCUCGCUGAGACUAUCCAGGCUAUGGAGGCCAAGGGAGCUUCUGGUGCUCAGAUCGACACAUUCGAGGCCAAGUGGGUUAAAGACACCAAACUGGUCACCUUUGACGAGGCGGCCGUCGCUCACAUGCAAAAGGAGGGUGUUAGCCAGGAAAAGAUUGACGAAUACUUGACUGCCACUGCCAAGGACCGCGACAUGGGCAUCACACGACGUCGUGCCCUGGCCGCGCACUACUCCAAGACGCCGGUUUACUUCAACUGGGACGUUCCCAGAACCCGCGAGGGCUACUACCACUUCCGCGCCGGUAUGGAGGCUGCUACGAAGCGUGCAUUGGCUUUCGCACCAUACUCCGACCUCCUGUGGGUUGAGACUGGCGACCCCAACGUCGAGGUUGCUGCCAAGCUCGGCCGUACUGUGAGAGAAGAGUAUCCCAACAAGGGUCUGGUGUAUAACUUGUCACCAUCGUUCAACUGGAUGGCCCAUGGCUUCACGCCCGAGACGCUCAAGUCCUUCAUCUGGGAUAUUGCCAAGGAAGGGUUUGUCUUGCAGCUCAUCUCGCUGGCUGGUCUUCACUCAACGGCGACAAUCUCGUGCGAGUUGGCACGCAACUUCAAGACUGACGGCAUGAAGGCAUAUGUUGACCUGGUUCAGCGACGGGAGAAGGAUCUUGGAUGCGAUGUGUUGACGCACCAGAAGUGGAGCGGCGCCAACUACAUGGAUGGGGUGCUGGGAGCUAUUCAGAGCGGUAGCUCUAGCAGCAGGAGCAUGGGCGACGGUAACACUGAGGGUCAGUUUCACUAG
Messenger RNA from Pochonia chlamydosporia 170, 1695 nucleotides. RefSeq names its product mitochondrial 2-methylisocitrate lyase. The transcript is spliced from 2 exons. Bases 1 to 1695 code for a protein of 564 amino acids. Gene Ontology annotation, cellular component: mitochondrial matrix. Gene Ontology annotation, molecular function: isocitrate lyase activity; methylisocitrate lyase activity. NCBI's taxonomy places the organism in Eukaryota, Fungi, Ascomycota, Sordariomycetes, Hypocreales, Clavicipitaceae. The record is from RefSeq and is a predicted model, not a curated record.